Molecule: messenger RNA, 2439 nt
Organism: Phaeoacremonium minimum UCRPA7
Lineage: Eukaryota; Fungi; Ascomycota; Sordariomycetes; Togniniales; Togniniaceae
Product: putative sphingolipid c9-methyltransferase protein
Exons: 1
Coding region: 1-2439 (812 amino acids)
Biological process (GO): intra-Golgi vesicle-mediated transport
Cellular component (GO): Golgi apparatus; COG complex
Source: RefSeq, a predicted model, not a curated record
AUGGCGACAACCACGCCCGACCUGUCGACCUUGACGUCGUCAGCCCAGAUCUUCUCCGGCGCUCACACCUUACCCCAGAUCCGUUCCAUCCACAAAGCUCUCCAUGUCGCCGUCGAGGACAAGGCCGCGCGCCUGCGCACACAGGUCGGCAGCAGCUACCGUGAGCUGCUCGGCACCGCAGACGCCAUCGUCCGCAUGCGCGCAGAGAUGGACAUUGUCCAGGGCACUCUUGGCCGCAUGGGCGGGCGGUGUGGCCGUGCGGUUGUCGGCGGGAAGGUAGCAGGGUUAGGCAAAUUUGUCAAGGAACGCGAGGACGUGCCCGACGUUGGCGCUGGAGACGGAUCAGGCCUGGGUUUGGUCGCGAGGGCCAAGCUGCUCGAGGCUUGUGUGCUGGCUGUGGCGAGAAUGUUGAAGAGCUCCGGCUCGGCAAAGAAUAAGAUCCAGGAGGAUACAGGCCCAGAUACACCAAGUCGCGGGGACAGAUUGGUCAUUGCUGCGAAGGUAUUGGUCUUGAGUAGACUGCUGGUUAAGAGUCUUGGGGACGACGUCACCAAUGUGCAAAUAAACGCUGCCGUCGAAGCUUCGAAGAAGAGCUUGGGGAACUUGAAACGGAGGCUGCUUCGUGGAAUUGAAAUUGUCUUGAAGCAGGCUGAAGAACAGGCGGAUCGUGAGGCAGUACUAAAGGCGUUAUGUGCGUAUAGUCUGACAGACAACUCUGGUGCCCGAGAUGUUGUUAGGCACUUUCUACGUGUCAGAGGCGAGGCAAUGGCGCUUGCUUUCGAGAUCGAGGAACACGAGAGAGAAAGGAGCACCAAGGAUGUCGUCAAGAGUCUAGGGCUCUACACGAGAACUCUCCUAGAUGUACAAGCUCUCGUACCUAAUAAGCUGAAAGAAGCCUUAAUGGGGCUCAAGAAAGACCGCCUUCUCGUCGACCCGUCCUUGAAGGAACUUGAGGGGCUACGACUCGAUAUCUAUGAGAGAUGGUGCGGCGAUGAUAUCCAGUAUUUCAAGCCGUACAUACGCCACGACGACUUAGACGGCAAGCAAGCGAAGGAGAUGCUUAUGAGAUGGGCUACCGGAGGUGGAGAAGUACUGCUACAAGGCCUUGAGAGGACUUUGGAGAAGGUGGUAGACUUCAAAGCCAUUGUUGAGAUGAGGACAGAUGUUUUGCAACUUUGGAUCAGAGACGGAGGUAAAGCCAAAGGGUUCGAUCCUUCGACUAUGCUUGAAAAAUUUCGAACGACCAUCAAUGCUCAUGUCGUUGAAGUUUUGGAUACGAAAGUCAACAAGCUACGACUUGUGGCCUCAGAGGUUUCCGCCACGCUUGACGCUUGGAAAGAGGGUAUUACUGAUCAACAUCUGAGUCUCUGGGAUGAGGAUGCCCUUGACAUUGAUCUAUCCGGCGGCGCAAAUCAGUUUACUCAGGAUGUCAUCUCGCGUCUAUAUGGCAGGAAUCAGGCGGUAUCAAAAGCCGUAAAUAGCUACAGAUCCUGGUAUCGAGUGAUUGACGAUGUGGGGCAGAUCGUCGAACAGCUAAGGCGCCAGAGAUGGGACAACGAUGUGGAUGAGAUCGAAGACGAGGAAGUCAUCGAACAGCGCCAACAGGAGUUGAGCAGGGAGGAUCCGCAAAAACUACACGAUCACCUCAACAAGUCACUUGAGAAAGCCUUUCAGGAUCUAGAUUCUCAGUUCACAAAACUAUGGGAUGCUCACAAAGACAGGCCUGAUAAUGGCCACAUCGCCAUGUAUCUGGUGCGAAUACUGCGAGACAUUCGCGCUAAGUUGCCAAAGUUGAAAGUGGUGGAAAGCUUUGGCAUGGCCCUUGUGCCCCCGCUGCAAGACAAGGUUGCACAAACCGUGAUUAUCUCACCAAUGGAUGAGUUCGUCACCUCGGCAUUGGCCAGAAAGAGCGUCAUCGGCCGAAGUCUGUGGGAGGGCGAGCCGGAGCUCCCAACGUCACCUUCGCCUGGCGUUUUCAGAUUUCUUCGUGAUCUUACUAUCGCAAUGGGCGAUGCUGGUACGGACCUUUGGAGCCCUGUGGCAGUAACGACGAUGAAGCAGCACCUUACCAAGCAGCUCAGUGAAGCGUGGCUUGAGGCAUUGGCGGCCCAUCUAGCGAAGCCCAAAUCCGCGGAGCCUUCAGAAGAGGCAAAUGGUCAUGAAGACGCGGAGGGCAAUAAUGAGCCCAAUGGCAAAGCCGUUUCAGAUGUGACAGAAGCAGAACGAAAAGAUUUGCUGAUCCAGUGGCUCUACGACAUUUCUCUACUCCGCUGUUGCUUUAGUCCUCCAGCCGGCUCCAGCCGUGAUGAGAUCAAGGGGCUAGAGGAGGUAGUCUAUGAAAAGACCGGGUUGGACAGCGGCCCAGCACGGCAACGGUUGAUCAAGUCAUCGCAGGACUACUGGAAGAAAACCAACCUGUUAUUCGGACUGCUGAUAUGA